ACUCCCGGAAGUGACGCACGGUGGGGUUGCCGGAAGAAGUGGCGAAGUUACUUUUGAGGGGACCUGAGUCGCGGCGGCGUGCCAGGGGCUACGGAGAAGAAGGAAGAGAAGGCAGAGCAAGGGAACAGAAGCAGUUCGCGCCGCCCCCCGGCUGUUUCCAAGGCAACGGGAGUAAGGGACCCCCCGUAAGAGAGGCCGCCCACGAGACCCUCGCGCGCAGCCAUGAGCCCCGCCCCCCACUGCUGUUCGGAGAGGGGCGGGACCUGGAGAGAGGCUGCUCCGUGACCCCACCAUGUCCACCCCUACCACGAAUUCCGUGGACACCCCCUUGCCUGGAAAUGACCCCAGCACCCCCUCUUCUUCACCUGGGGGAAAGGAGGAUGGUCCUGAACCAUGCCCUGGAGGGGCGGAUCCUGAUGCCCCAAGCACUGAUGGGGCCGACUCAGCCUCCGUUGUGGUCAUCCUAGACACAGCAGAGGAGCCGGAGCGCAAGCGAAAGAAGGGCCCAGCUCCAAAGAUGCUGGGCGACGAGCUGUGCCAAGUGUGCGGAGACACAGCCUCCGGCUUCCACUACAACGUGCUCAGCUGUGAAGGCUGCAAGGGCUUCUUCCGCCGAAGUGUGAUCCGAGGCGGGGCAGGGCGCUAUGCAUGCCGGGGCGGUGGCACCUGCCAGAUGGACGCCUUCAUGCGGCGCAAGUGCCAGCAGUGCCGGCUGCGGAAAUGCAAGGAGGCAGGGAUGCGGGAGCAAUGCGUCCUCUCUAAAGAACAGAUCCGGAAGAAGAAGAUUCGGAAGCAGCAGCAGCAACAGUCAUCCCCCACGGGGCCAGGAGUCAGCAGCAGCAGCCCAGCCUCUGGGCCUGGGGCCUCCCCUGGAGGGUCCGACGGGGGUGGCCAGGGCUCCGGAGAAGGUGAAGGUAUCCAGUUAACAGCCGCUCAGGAACUAAUGAUCCAGCAGUUGGUGGCGGCCCAGCUGCAGUGCAAUAAACGCUCCUUCUCCGACCAGCCCAAAGUCACGCCCUGGCCCUUGGGUGCAGACCCGCAGUCCCGUGAUGCUCGCCAGCAGCGUUUCGCCCACUUCACGGAGCUGGCCAUCAUCUCCGUGCAGGAGAUCGUGGACUUCGCCAAACAGGUGCCUGGCUUUCUGCAGCUGGGUCGCGAAGACCAGAUCGCCCUCCUGAAGGCCUCUACCAUUGAGAUCAUGCUACUGGAGACGGCCAGACGCUAUAACCACGAGACCGAGUGCAUCACCUUCCUAAAGGAUUUCACCUACAGCAAGGAUGACUUCCACCGCGCGGGCCUGCAGGUGGAAUUCAUCAACCCCAUCUUCGAGUUCUCGCGGGCCAUGAGACGCCUGGGCCUGGACGACGCCGAGUACGCCCUCCUCAUCGCCAUUAACAUCUUCUCAGCUGACCGGCCCAACGUGCAGGAGCCCAGCCGAGUGGAGGCCCUGCAGCAGCCCUACGUGGACGCGCUGUUGUCUUACACCCGCAUCAAGAGGCCACAGGACCAGCUGCGCUUCCCCCGCAUGCUGAUGAAGCUUGUGAGCCUGCGCACGCUCAGCUCUGUGCACUCGGAGCAGGUCUUUGCCCUCCGGCUCCAGGACAAGAAGCUGCCGCCUUUGCUCUCUGAGAUCUGGGAUGUCCACGAGUGAGGGGCCCAGCCACCCUGCCCCACCGCCCUGCACACCCCCAAUGACUGGACACUGGGGUGGGAAGGAACCUGGCGGGGUCUGGGCUCCCACCCUGCAGCUUGGAGCUCAGGCCUUGGCCCCCCGCCAGCCCUCAGGAUGAGCCCCAGUUGGGGUCCAGGAGCCUCCCUGCCUGCCCACUGAGUCUUCCUGGGAGGGCUGGUGGGGGUCAUAGGUCCUGACCUCUGACCUCUCCAGCAUUCCCAGCUGCCCUCCCUGCCCAGCUUACACCUCAAGCCUACCAUGCAGUGCACCUUGAACGGAGGCAGGAGGGCCUGUGGCUCUCCCACAGCCCGGAGACCACAGGCUCCCCCCCUGCUCCUUUUAUUUAAUAAAAACUAAAGAAAACAAAAACAAAAACAGGAAAAUAAAGUUUGACUAGAAACUU
Molecule: messenger RNA, 2075 nt
Organism: Odocoileus virginianus texanus
Lineage: Eukaryota; Metazoa; Chordata; Mammalia; Artiodactyla; Cervidae
Source: RefSeq, a predicted model, not a curated record